GUAAUGCCUGAGGGUGACGGAAUGAGAUUGGCAAUUGAAGAAUGCUCCACAAAUUUUUGUAAAACAUCAGCCACAAGGAUAAAGAGAUAAAGUGAGAUUGGGUUGGCCUAUCUUAAUCCCCGUCGAAGAUGAAGCAGCUUGCCUGGGCAUCCAUUUACAAGGAUGAAGCAGCAUGUGGAGGACAAGAGCUUAGAAAUCCAAAGUUCGGCCGUGCAGUCGCCACAGUUUUGAGCUCCGUCAUCUUUUUUGCCUUUGCUCUCCGCCUCCACUGGUUCGUCGGCGCUUUCACGGCCGAGGACGCCGAUUUGGUGAAUGCCGUAGCUGGGAAACUGCACAGAGAACAAUGCGAUCUCUUCAAGGGCGAGUGGAUUGCAAACCCUGAAGGACCGGCUUACACGAAUGAAAGUUGCAGAUUCAUCGAAGAAUUUCGAGAUUGUAUGACAAACGGGCGACCGGAUACAGAGUACCUUUACUGGAGAUGGAAACCAUACGAUUGCGAAUCACCUCUGUUUAAUGCAAAGAAGUUCUUAAAUUCGAUGCGAAAUAAAUCGUGGGUGUUCAUCGGCGAUUCGAUCCUGCGCAACCAAUUUUCCUCAUUGCUUUGCCUUCUCUCUAAGGACGCAGAAGUUGUUCGUGAGGAAACAUAUAGAUCUAUUAUUUGUCACUUCCCUUCAUACAACUUCACUCUAACAGCAAUCUCGGCUCCUUAUCUACUCAAAGCUACCGACGAAUACGUCAAUGUCACGGUCCAUCUUGAUGCAAUUGACCCUCUGUGGACGAGCCGAUACGACGAUUACGACUACGUAGUAAUUUCCGGUGGCCAUUGGUUCCUCAAAACAACUAUAUACUGCGAGAAUGAUACAGUUAUCGGUUGCUUUUACUGCUACGGAAUGAACUUACCUGAGUUUCCUUGCGACUUCUUGUACCGAAAAGCCCUGCAAAUGGCUUUUCGCUUCAUCCUCAGCUCCGAUCACAAGCCACUCGUUCUCUUCAGGACUUGGAAUCCGGACCACUUCGAGUUCGGGGGAUGGUUCGACGGCGGGGUCUGCAACCGGACUAAACCUUACAAAGAGGGCGAAUACGGUGGACAUGAUGUGGGCCAUUUAAUGCGAGGGGUCGAAAUCGAGGAGUUCGAGAAGGCGGUGGCCGUCGGGGCGGAGAACGGGACGCGGAUUCGGCUUUUGGACACUUACCAUCUUUCUGUUUUGAGGCCUGACGGGCACCCAGGGUCAUAUCGGCUGCAUCAUCCAGAUUUCAGUAAGAGGCUUAAAAAUGAUUGCUUGCAUUGGUGCUUGCCGGGGCCGGUUGAAGCUUGGAAUGAUAUUGUUAUGGAAAUGUUGGUAAACGAAGGGGAUUUAAAGUAUUCAUCUUGAGUUUGAUUUGAAACAUUUGAUCAAAGAAUUCGUCGGAUUAGACUAUUAAGUACGCAAAUAAGUGUCAAAUUAAGAUGUAUGUAUCAUCUCAAAGUUGUCGUGCCUUCGUUGGAACUUAAAGAGUGCAUUUGGUUCGCAAAUGUAGCGUCUCUGAUUAUUUCAACAUAAUCAGAAAUUUGAUUCUUGUGAAUCAGAUUACUUAUGUUGUAUUACUAUAUAUGAUUCUCUGUCGUAAUAUAAUGUCAGAUUUGGUUCAUCUUAAA
Ananas comosus (pineapple) is the source of this 1636-nucleotide messenger RNA. RefSeq names its product protein trichome birefringence-like 26. Gene Ontology annotation, molecular function: O-acetyltransferase activity. The record is from RefSeq and is a predicted model, not a curated record. Bases 129 to 1373 code for a protein of 414 amino acids. Gene Ontology annotation, cellular component: Golgi apparatus. The transcript has 4 exons. NCBI's taxonomy places the organism in Eukaryota, Viridiplantae, Streptophyta, Magnoliopsida, Poales, Bromeliaceae.